AAGCGCGCGUGUGAAUGUGUGCGUUUAUCAUUUAGCAUAUCCGUUUAUAAUUUCGGUCAUCCGCGGCGCUCAUAACGAAUCAGCAGAUGAAAGUGAUACCAGGCCAUGUCCUUGUGGAGUGCGUGUGUGCCGUAUGUUGUGCCGUUUCGUUGGUAAUCAAAUCUUGUCGGUUUUGCGAUAUCUGACAAUGUUGUAAGCCGCAUCAUUAUCGCUGUAUGACCGUGUUGCUGCUGUUGCCACAAACCGAAGCACAUUCACAGCUACUUUGCGUUGUCUGUUUGGCAUAAAUCCCAUGUCCAUAGCAUUGGGGAACUCAAAACGUUGUUGUUUUGCCGCCACACACACACAGCCGUUUGGACAGCGCAUAUUGCAUUGCAAAGAGUGGAUGUCGUCAUCAUUGUAUUGCAGUUGGAGAGCUUCGUGUGUUUAGCAACGUGAAAUGUACAAUACCUGGUUAGUCAUCGCAUCAAUUACAUUCGUCGGAUGCUUAUGGAAUUCGCAACUAACUGAAACAUCAUCGAAAUCAUGCCCAACUGAAUGCAUCUGCUUAUCCCAGACACAAGUGCUUUGUAAUACUGGCGGACUUGAGAAAAUUCCAUUACGACAGUUACCCGCCACCGUGGAAAAUCUUGCAUUGACCAAAAACAAUUUUCCGGUCAUAAAACCUGAUUCAUUUGCUGGUUUACGAGCAUUGAAGAAACUAUCGUUGGACGGCAACAACAUCACCAAAGUAAAACAGUUUGCAUUCCGAGGCUUGCCGCGUCUAAAGGAGCUCUCCAUUCAAUACACGCCCCUGCAGUCGGUGACAUCGUUUGCUUUUGCCGGCCUACAGAAUCUCUCCACCAUAUUGCUGAGCCACAAUCAAAUAUCGCGCAUUGAGACCCAUGCCUUUGCCGGCACCUCCAAUGUCAAGUUGAUAUUGCUGAGCAACAAUCCCCUAAUUAAAAUCGACACCUCGGCCUUUUCGAGCCUGACGAAUGUGGGCCAUGUGAUAUUCCCUUCGGGCAUACGCACCAUAGAACCGGACGCCUUCAACGGCAUGGACACAGUGGGCUUGCUGAAGUUGGCCUACAUGGAUCUGAAGGAGGUGCAGCCAUUCACAUUUCGAGGAUUGACAAAUGUGCUGCUGCUGACGCUGCAGGAAUCUGACUUGGGCAUUAUCUGCACAGAUGCCUUCACCGGGCUCUCGCAGGUAGAGACCCUGCAAAUACUGAACAAUAAAAUUGAUUCCAUCGAGGAACUGAACUUCACCUACACCGCCAAUAUCAAACACCUGAAGAUGCACGGCAAUCACAUACUCGAAACGCCGGAUCCCAAUGCCAUCAUUGUCGAUGGUGUUGAACACCUGCAGCUGGUGAAUAACCAUUUUCCCUGCGGCUGUCACAUACACACCCUGCUGGAUGGGCCGCUGGUCGAGGGUGCCCACAAUCUGAGUGAAUUCCUUCAAAAGAACUUCUGCAUAUCACCGCUGGACGUCAAUGGGCGUUCCAUGAUCGAGCUAGACAUUGAUGCCAUUGGACGGUGUCAGGACCAGCUGACCAAGGGCAAUUUGGGUUCCUCUGCAUCAUCCAUGGCCCUUAGCCUGUGCACGCUGGUACUGAUAUCGCUUACAACCAAUCACUUUGUUAAAUAUCUGGUGUUCUUAUUGGUUCUGGGGUCCAUGACAGUGCCCCAUGACACAUACAGUUGAAUGUGAUGACGUCGUUCUGCAGGCUAGCCCCCCCGCACAGGAAAUGUACUACCCAUAAUUAGUCUGAAAUCUCUCUAAGAAUUAAACAUAUGUGAAACGAGUAUCUUGUAGUAGUUUUGUAUAACGAUAUAAAUCCUAGCUAGUCGUAAGUAGUUCCUAGCUACAUACAUAUGCAUACAUGCAAACAUACAUACU
Messenger RNA from Stomoxys calcitrans (stable fly), 1885 nucleotides. RefSeq names its product chondroadherin. The transcript has 3 exons. Gene Ontology annotation, cellular component: plasma membrane. The coding region runs from base 440 to 1690 and encodes 416 amino acids. The record is from RefSeq and is a predicted model, not a curated record. Gene Ontology annotation, molecular function: protein binding. NCBI's taxonomy places the organism in Eukaryota, Metazoa, Arthropoda, Insecta, Diptera, Muscidae.